CCGGACAGGGAAUAACAGGAAAUAUCAUGCACAUUUCUGUCUUUGCCUGGAAUUGAAUAUAUGUCAUGGAGGAGUUUGUGAAAACCCAGCUGCAUCUCUUGCAAGAGGAAAGAGAAGCUGAAAUAGAAGAGACCAGAGCCUGGCGGGAGAAUGUUUCCUUAAAAGAGUUACAGCGGAGAGGAGUCUGCUUACUGAAGCUGCAGGUAGCGAACCAAAGAACAGGGCUGUACGGACGUCUCCUUGUAACCUUCACGCCAAGAAAGUAUGAUGCAGAUGCCGUGCUGCCUACAAACAGCUUCGGAUCAGGUGACAUUGUAGGAGUCUAUGACUCCAAUGCCCCAAAAGAACCUAUCGCUACAGGGAUUGUGUCCGGCAUUACACAGAAGACUAUCAAUGUGGCCUUUGAUGAAGCUCAUAGUGAUUCAUUGAAUCUGGGCAGCGAGGCCACCUACAGACUCCUGAAAUUGGCCAACGAUGUCACUUAUAAGAGGAUUAAAAAAGCUUUGACUGCAUUGAGUCAGAACCGUUCUGGACCGGCUAGUGACCUAAUAGAUGUCCUCUUCUCUUCUUCUCAACCUACUAGUACAGGGCAACCAAGACCUGUGGAAUUUCUCAAUCCAAACUUGGACCAUUCACAAAAGGAGGCUGUUGUCUUCUCCCUCAACCAGAGAGAAAUUGCUAUUAUUCACGGGCCCCCUGGUACUGGCAAGACAACAACAGUGGUGGAAAUUAUCUUGCAAGCUGUGAAGCAAGGGCUGAAGGUCCUUUGCUGCGCUCCAUCUAAUGUAGCUGUAGACAACCUAGUUGAACGAUUGGCUGUGUAUAAAGAGAAGAUAUUACGUCUCGGUCACCCAGCAAGACUUCUGGAAUCCUUACAACAUCAUUCCCUUGAUGCGGUAUUGGCCCGGAGUGAUAAUUCACAACUUGUGUCUGAUAUCCGCAAAGAUAUUGACCUGACCUUUGCUAAAAUGAGAAAACUGCAGAACAGAGAUGAAAAGAGCAGCUUCAAAAGAGAAAUCCGAGCUCUGAGAAAAGAGCUGAAGGAAAGAGAGGAGGCGGCCAUGAUAGAGACGCUGAAAAAUGCCAAUGUCCUCCUCGCCACCAACACAGGCGCCUCCCUGGACGGUCCUCUGAAGCUGCUUCCUGAGAAUUAUUUUGACCUGGUCGUGAUUGAUGAGUGCGCUCAGGCGUUAGAAGCGAGUUGCUGGAUCACACUACUGCAGGCAAAGAAGUGUAUCCUGGCCGGUGAUCACAAACAGCUACCACCCACCAUCAUCUCUCACAAGGCUGCGGCUAAGGGUUUGUCCCUGAGUUUAAUGGAACGUGUUAUAGAGAAGUAUGGAGACAGGGUGGUGAAAAUGCUGACUGUACAAUAUCGUAUGCAUGACUGUAUAAUGCAGUGGGCAUCGCAUGCACUGUACGGUGGGAAGCUGGAAUCACAUUGUUCUGUCUCACAACAUUUACUCAAGGAUUUACCAGGGGUGACUGCAACAGAUGAAACUAGUAUUCCCUUAUUGCUUAUUGAUACUGCUCACUGUGGAUUGUUUGAGAUAGACAUUGAAGAUGAGCAGUCAAAGGGUAAUCCAGGUGAGGUGCGGCUGGUGGAUUUACAUGUUCAGGCUCUGACCAACGCUGGCCUGAAAGCCUGUGAUAUUGCGGUUAUAGCGCCCUACAAUCUUCAGGUGGAUUUGCUCCGACAGUGUCUCCGGCAGAGAUAUUCAGAUCUUGAAAUCAAAUCUGUGGAUGGCUUUCAAGGAAGAGAGAAAGAAGCUGUGAUAUUAUCCUUUGUCAGGUCCAAUGCCAAAGGUGAAGUUGGGUUCUUGGCUGAAGAAAGAAGGAUAAAUGUAGCUGUUACGCGUGCCCGCCGUCACGUGGCUGUCAUUUGCGAUUCUCACACUGUCGGGAACAACCAAUUUCUCAAGGACUUGGUGACUUACUUCACUGAACAAGGAGAAGUCCGGACUGCUUUUGAAUACCUUGAUGACAUCAUCCCUGAGAAGUAUUCCCAUGACACUGGCAGUGCUUGUAAGGCAGAAGCCAGUGUUAGAAAAGAAAGUAACACCAAAUCAAAAAAGACUGGUGCUCCAAAAGUAGGUAGCCAAAAAUCCAGUAGUACUGCCGACAGUCUGCCUAAAGGGACCGGCAAGGCAAAGAUGGCUGACUCUGCUCAUAAUAAGAAAACAAUUGGGAGCACAGAUGUGCAAACAGAAGAUACCUCCAGUAAGGACAGCCUAAGAGAGACAAUUCUUCAGUUUUUUGAAGAUAAAAAUAAGACCCAGUUCACGUUCCCAUCAGAGCUUACAUCACAUGACCGAUUGAUGGUCCAUCAGAUUGCUGAAGAAUAUGGACUGCAGCAUGUAAGCUCCGGCGACGGCAGAAAUAGAUGUAUUUCCCUCACCAAAACCAAAGCAAUUUCAGCUGUCCCCGAGUCUCCGACAAUAGAUGAAUCUGUCAUUCAGAAACAUUUACAACUGCAGACAGUGGAAAAAACUGUAAAGCAGAAAGAGGUCAGCAGUGGUGUCCCCUCAGCCACUCCUGAUCUGAAGCUUCUACAUAUGGAAAGGAUGCAGAGGGAGAACGCAAAACUUGAAGAGAAGAAGAAAAAGGAAGCUACAGAAAAGAAGAAGACUGGUUCUAAAAGUAAAAUUGAUAAAAAACCAGCGGCAGAGAACCUGGACGCCGACAAUUUUGAUGCACUGAUUGCGUCUGUAGUAAAAGCCGACAGCACUUGCGGUUUUGCUAAAUGCAAGUCCAGCGUUGUAACCGUGGGAGAGUUCUGCGUACACUGCAAUAAACGCUACUGCCUCAGUCACCACAUCCCAGAGGUUCACGGCUGUGGUGACAGAGCCAAAGCAAAGGCACGAAUAAGAAUCAGCUCGGAAGGAGUGAUUUAUGCAGGAAGUGGAUACAAGGACCACUCUCUAGACCCAACAAAGAAAGCUCAUCUACACAGAAAACUAGAUAAGAAAAUUAAUGAAUUAUCAAACCAAAGAAAAGUUAAGAAGGAAAAGUGCAGACACACAAGUUUCCAUAUAGAAAGAACCCUCUCUUGUUUGUUAACUUACUAAAGUAAGUGGUAAGAA
Messenger RNA from Hyla sarda, 3083 nucleotides. RefSeq names its product immunoglobulin mu DNA binding protein 2 (gene IGHMBP2). Bases 66 to 3068 code for a protein of 1000 amino acids. The transcript has 16 exons. Gene Ontology annotation, molecular function: DNA binding; ATP hydrolysis activity; RNA binding. The record is from RefSeq and is a predicted model, not a curated record. Lineage: Eukaryota; Metazoa; Chordata; Amphibia; Anura; Hylidae.